This is a messenger RNA of Aspergillus sclerotioniger CBS 115572, 1099 nucleotides long. RefSeq names its product Metallo-hydrolase/oxidoreductase. The transcript has 2 exons. Gene Ontology annotation, cellular component: membrane-bounded organelle; cytoplasm. NCBI's taxonomy places the organism in Eukaryota, Fungi, Ascomycota, Eurotiomycetes, Eurotiales, Aspergillaceae. The record is from RefSeq and is a predicted model, not a curated record. Bases 1 to 1062 code for a protein of 353 amino acids. Gene Ontology annotation, biological process: N-acylphosphatidylethanolamine metabolic process; N-acylethanolamine metabolic process. Gene Ontology annotation, molecular function: N-acylphosphatidylethanolamine-specific phospholipase D activity; zinc ion binding.
AUGAAACAUUCAAGAGUCCCUUUUUCAAGCUCCGUCUCCAAGAGGCCAAAAACCUACCUCUAUAUACCAGAGGAAGCAGAGCGCACUCUGCACCAUGUCAAGAACCGCAAUGGCGACACCAUCAAGUUCCAAAACCCAUAUCCUUCCUUCGGGUCCCCAUCUAGCAUCUUCCAAAUGAUGUCGAAGAUAUUCAAAGCCCAACGAGCAGGCAAAAUAAGCCAACCCGACUGCACAAACAUCAAACUCCCCGUCAUCCCAGCUACAUUCUUAACCUCCCGAUUCAACAACAAUCCCUCCCUCCGCGCCACCUGGCUCGGCCACGCAUGCUACUAUGUCGAAUUCCCCAGCGGACUCCGCGUGCUCUUCGACCCCGUCUUCGAAGACCGAUGCACGCCCGUCCGAUGGGCCGGCCACAAGCGACUAACCCAACCCCCCUGCUCAAUCAGCCAUCUACCCUUCAUCGACGCCGUGGUGAUCAGCCACUCUCACUACGACCACCUCAGCCACAAAUCCGUGCUCGACAUCCAGCAUCACCAUCCCGAAGCGCACUUCUUCGUCGGCCUAGGCAUCGCAGACUGGUUUCGACAAUGCGCCAUCUCCAACGUAACAGAACUGGACUGGUGGCAGGAUGCAAACCUGGACCUACUAGACUCCGUCUCCAAAUCAAUCCGUAUCACUGCAACCUUCUCCUGCCUCCCAUCUCAGCACUCUUCCGGCCGCACCUUAACAGACAAGGACUCCACCCUGUGGGCUUCAUGGGCUGUCUCGUCCGGUGGAAAAUCCGUCUGGUUCGCCGGCGACACGGGGUAUCGCGCGGUGCCGGAGACUGAGAGUACGGAUGACUACGGUCCCGAGUAUAUGUCGCUUCCGCGCUGUCCCUGCUUUGUACAGAUUGGACGACUCCGCAGGCCGUUUGAUCUCGGUCUUAUUCCUAUUGGUGUUUAUAAGCCGCGGUUCUUGUGGAGUCCACUCCAUGCGAAUCCGCGAGACGCUGUGGAGAUUUUCCUUGAUACGAAGUGUCGGAGCCAUGGGUAUACAUUGGGGUACUUGGGCUCUUACUAGUGAGGAGGUCGAUGAGCCGCCGAGGCUUUUGAGAGAG